AUGGACGAAUUAGGUCUUCCUCUGAGAAUGUUUGAGGCGGGUUCAGAACCAUCAGGGCGGAAACGGGUUAAUAACUACUUCAACCUACGGUGGAUUGACAUCAUAAAGAGUGCACUAGAGGAAGAAGUCUUGGAAAUGUUGAAUGAGUCGCAGUUCCAGAGAGUUUUGCAGAUGGGUUCGCAUACUUUUUCAGUAAUGUUCCUCCAUUACUACCUCUCACGUCAGUUGCUAACUGCAAAGGAGUAUGAACUUUGGUGGAUCUUCGUUGGGAAGCCGAUAAGCUAUGCCAUACAAGACUUUGCUCUAGUCACCGGACUGAACUGUGGCGACGGCGUUGGGUUAACUGGAGAAGCCGCCGAGAAAGGUAUUGGGCGAGGGAAGGCGUCCGGUAAAGGCAAAUCAUCUAUGUCAAUAUGGGAUGAUUUAUUUCGUGGGGAAGAGAAGCCCACACCUGGAUGGAUCGUAGAGCGGCUUAUGAAGGGUAAAAAAUACAAGGAUCGGUUAACCCGUUUGCGGCUUUCGUUGUUGGUAUUGGUGGAAGGGAUUCUGUGUCCAACUUGUGGGACAACAAAAAUCAGACCCGAAAUAGUGAGCAUGCUUGGUGAUCUUGACGCUUUCAUGAAGUAUCCAUGGGGCAGGGAGUCAUUUAUACUGACUGUUAGAAGUACAAAAGCAAGAUCUGCUGUUAAUUAUGUGAAGGAUACAAUGGCCAUUCAAGGAUUUACCCAUGCGAUGGUAUUGGUUACUGUGACUGCAUGUCCUUCUAUCAUUAUUAAGACUGGCGGUGCGGAUCCUCUAGCAGAUUCCACCCUGUCGAGCGAAGAAAUUAUCAGCAGGGUUGUUGAUAGAAAGGUGGUGGUCAACAUUGUCUCGGCCAAGACGGUUGAUCAACUGGGACAGGCAUAUGUACGGUCUUUGAUUAGCACAGAUGAAGAGGGUGAGGAUCUUUAUCGUGGGUUGGGAGAUAAGGAAGAUACGAGUGUUGAUACCAUGGUUGCUUUGAUUGACGAUGAUUACCCAUUUGAGCAUAAUACUUGGUCAGGUGGUGUGAAAGCGGAUGAGGUUAAACUGAAGAAGGGUCAUGCACAAACUUCGGAGUCAAGUGAUGAAAAUGUUCCCGAGCCGGUUGAAAAGGAUAACGCUCAUCAUGGUGGCGUAGAGAGUGGUGGUUACCCUGGAGAUCCGAGAGGGAAAUCAUCAGCUAACCCCUCGGGUGCCCCGCAUGGUGGUGAGAGUUUCCAUUUUGAUGUCCAAACAUUACUUAGGCGUGCAGCUGACGCAUACGAGGAGAAGGUUAUUGCAAUGUAUGAGGGCUAUAUUCUGAGUUUGAAGGGCCAUUUUAAUUCUGAAGUGGGAGGCCUUCGAACCAACUUACAAGCAGCUACAUCCGCGAUUGCCCCUUUGGAAAGUAAGGUCACAGGGGAGUUUGAUAAGAUCAAUCAGUUACUGAAGUCUCGGCUUAGAGGUGCGGAUAUGGGACCAACGUAUGGGUUCAGUCCUGAGAGACAUUCGUCACCAUUCCCAGGUCAGAAUGAUGAUUUCAACAAUCCAGAGGUUAAUCCCGAUCGACCCACUACACAUACUGGUGCUCCUGAUGGUAUGGGUACCCAUACAAAGUUCGUUUCAACACAGCGAGAUGGAGAGGAUGUUGCAGGAACAGGGACCGCCUCGGUUGGUUUGGGUCAGAAUCUGGAUGAAGGAGAAAGGGGUGGAGGACUAUCUCCGGGUAAACAGACCGACUCAACUGAUGGAGUCGAAUUUAGAGCUGAGACAGGGGGCGAGCAUAGGGGAGAUGCUCACAUUGGACAUGACCCCAUAAACAUGGAGGACCAAGUGAAUGUAUCAUCGGAAUGCCGCAUUGAUGACCCAUUGUCUGGCGUCGUUAAUAAAAUUCUAUCAGAAGCCGGCGUUGAUAAAGAUCCACUCCGACCCUCUACUGGCUCUGGAACUGAUGUACCUCAGACAUCAGCAGAUGUCAUUCCGGAGAAAGUGGGUCUUGAUGGUGUGCAUGACGAUCGCAGUGAGGCUGCUGUUGGGAAGAAGGGUGAGGAUGUGGAUGAAGAUGAUGUUACAAUUACUAAAGUUCAGGUUGGACGAGGGAACACUGAUGCAGCCGGUGGUCAAGUAGAUGGUGGGAGACGUUUCAGUAGACGUACGCAUACAAGUACCAAACGCUACACUCCUCCUGCACCCACCGUCCGUAAGAAAGAGGGAAACAAGAAAGUGCCACGUCAAAUGGAUGAUAAUGUUCCACCUCUUAAACGGGUUAAAAAGGUGUCGGUUGAGCCAAAUAACCCAAAGCCUCGUCCUCAAGAAAAACCCACAUUUAUAGGUGGCUUCUCCCCAUUUACUCCUCCAACCCCAGCUGCAAGAGAGGCAUUUUUGAAGAUAAUGGCAGAGGCAAAAUCAAAUGCACCAUCCCUCGGGUCAGUCAUUUCCAUUGCUUCUUUGGAUGAUGUGUUCAAUUGUACCGGUGUUUGUUCGUAUGAGACUGUGGAUCGUGUUACAGGUUGGAUAAGAAAGAGGCGUGACAGCAAUCCAUCUUCAAAAUUUGACUUCAUCCCUCCAACUUUUUUUAUGGAUCUAAUCCGCAGUUAUCCUGCUUUUGAAGCCAUGCAAGAUAAGGCCGCCUUCACUUUUCCGAUGUCUCUGCGCAGCCAGUUCAUGCACCGGCCACAGUGGUUUACGCAAGUAGAUUUUCUCUACACUCUGAUUCUGGUUAAAGACAGACACUGGGUUGGCAUGAUAGUAUAUUUAGCUAUGUGGGCCAUCUAUGUGGUGGACGCGAACCAGACAUGUCCUCCUAUUUCUGUGGUGAAAGAUGUCGUCAACCCGAUAUCGAUUAUGAUGCCUCACAUGAUAUCGAGGUUCUGUCUAACUUCCCGACCUCGUGAGUUGAAUUACCUUCCGUUCCCCAUAUCUCGCAUAGAUAUACCAGUUCUACUUGAACAUCCAGGGUACGCCACGGUGGUGGCACUGAUUCUGUUAGAGAUCGCUGCGUUGGGGAAUCCUUUGAUUGAUAUGUCUCUAACUGAAGAGGAGGUUCGUGUUGCAGCGGAGAACUAUGCGAUAUCUACGCUGGGUAUGUUUAAGGUGGUCCCCACUAAUCCUGCAGUUUAG
Brassica napus (rape) is the source of this 3120-nucleotide messenger RNA. RefSeq lists its product as uncharacterized. Gene Ontology annotation, biological process: proteolysis. The transcript is spliced from 9 exons. NCBI's taxonomy places the organism in Eukaryota, Viridiplantae, Streptophyta, Magnoliopsida, Brassicales, Brassicaceae. Bases 1 to 3120 code for a protein of 1039 amino acids. The record is from RefSeq and is a predicted model, not a curated record. Gene Ontology annotation, molecular function: cysteine-type peptidase activity.